AUGCACAUGACAUUUGUAGAUGUUAAAGACGUUGCUCUUUCACAUGUGAAAUGCAUGGAACUGGACAUGGACAAUCAACUUAGAUUUUUACCAUCCAAAGGAGAACGUUUCAUUUCAUGUGGAGAUGAAACUAUUUCAAUAAGACAAGUAUGUGAAAUAAUCAAGAAGGAAUUCCCAGAAAGAAACUUUCUCAAAAAAUUACCAACAUUAUCUUUGGAAGGAGCACUUGGAAGUCUAUUAGUGAAGGGAAUAGCUCUAUUUCAACCAAAAGGAAUUAGACAAGGUAUUAAUAGUAAUCUUGGAAAGCCAUCUUAUUAUUCGAAUAAGAAGAUUAAACGAGAAUUGGGUUUAACUGAAUUCAUUGGUAAUAAUGUAAUGAUUAGAGAAACAGUUGAACACUUGUUAAGGAUUAAUAUUGUAAAGGAUUAG
Naegleria gruberi is the source of this 429-nucleotide messenger RNA. RefSeq lists its product as uncharacterized. Lineage: Eukaryota; Heterolobosea; Eutetramitea; Acrasida; Naegleriidae. The coding region runs from base 1 to 429 and encodes 142 amino acids. The transcript has a single exon. The record is from RefSeq and is a predicted model, not a curated record.